AUGGACAAGAAUCUGCAGGCAGAUGUGCACCCAGCAUUACUCGGUGCACACGCAACCACCGCUAACAAAUUGGCACUUGCUGUGUUUCUGGAGUCUCCGGAGUGCCUCUGGGACCUAAAAGAACCUUUGAAUGGUCUGGCCAAGAACCCAUUGAUCUUCGACAUGUGACUGAACAACCAGACGUGGAACUCUUCCUGGCCUGAAGAUCUGGAUCAGCUGGAGGAGACGUGUCAUCUGGUGAUGAUUGCCGAACACUUCGAUUAGUCUCUGUUCCUGAUGAGGGCUUUCCUAGGACUGGAGCGUGAUGAUUUAACUUACCUCCAACUGAAGCCUCGAGCGAGCAACAGCUUGAUGGAGAUAGACGAGAUCAUGAAGGCAAAACUGCGAUCGUGGAACACGCUGGACACUCUGCUGUACGACUUCUUUCUGCAGCUGUUCUGGGAGAAGGAGCAUCAGCUCGGACAGGAGAGGUCAAACACGGUGGUGGUUAAGCUCAGGACCUCUAUGGAGAACAUACAACAGAAAUGUGUGUCUAGGGUCGCAGUGCCACCUGCAGAACUGGAGGACUUGGUGCGUCCGUGGCAACCUGAAUCAGUCACUAUAGUCAGAUACGAGGUGAGAGGAAACCUGUCAAUGGAGGGAUUCUGUGUGAGAAUGAUGCUGCCUGAGCUUCAGUAUCACUCACACUUGUACUUCAAACAGUACGGUCGAUAUACAUCCAAACUCUUAAUAGACUGAAUUGCACAAUGAUCAUGUGCACUUUGAAAAACAUUCU
Messenger RNA from Triplophysa dalaica, 775 nucleotides. RefSeq lists its product as uncharacterized. NCBI's taxonomy places the organism in Eukaryota, Metazoa, Chordata, Actinopteri, Cypriniformes, Nemacheilidae. Gene Ontology annotation, cellular component: membrane. The transcript is spliced from 2 exons. The record is from RefSeq and is a predicted model, not a curated record. Gene Ontology annotation, molecular function: galactosylceramide sulfotransferase activity. Gene Ontology annotation, biological process: glycolipid biosynthetic process.